AUGAAACCACACAACAAUAAGCGAACCAUGAAACCAAUUCGACCUCUUCGACCAGCCCGAGGUAACAAAAACACUAAUUCCGAACACACUUCCGACCAACAACAACACAACAAAACUAAACAAACCAUUCGUCUCCCAACCAAUCAUCGAACUCUAAUCAAGGCAGCAAUCAUUGGAAAGCAAGGAAGUCAAAUUAAAUUAAUUUCCGAACUGAGUCAGGGAUGUAGAAUUAAGGUCGAGGAGUCGAGAGUUGUAAUUUAUGCUGCAAAUAAUAAUCAAAAAGUUGCUGGUAAUGAUUCUUUAUCAUCGAGUGGUAAUAAUUUGCAAAUUGCAGUGAAUUUGGUUCAAUCAAUUAUUAAUAAUGUAUUGUGUGUGUUUGAGCAUCCGAAUGUCAUUUGUUCAAUCUAUGAAUGUAAUGGUGAAGAAGAGAGGAUGAAAUUAACAAGAUUUGAAACUCCAAUUGUUCUUGUUUCAAAUAAUCAUAAUGAUGAUGAUAAAGAAGAAGGAGAACAGAGAGAAAAAGUAAAACAUCAUCAGAAUUAUUAUCGACUUGCUCUUGCUUCGGAUGAUAAUGAUGAACUGGCUGAUGAGGAAGUGAAAGAUCUUCAAUCAACAAUACCUUCUUCUUCUUCUUCAAUGGAAUUCUCUAAUAAUGGUUCUUCUGCAUCACAUGAAGAGCAAUUGCUAUCUAAUAGUAGUAGUAAUGGUGGGGAUAAAACUAGUGAUACAUCCUCAUCCUCAUCAUCAUCAUUAUUGGUGGAGAAGAGAUUGGUCAAAUCGGAUCAUCAAUUAUAUUCACAGAGAAAGGAGAGACAAUUAAUUUCAGAGGGAUUAUCAUCUGCUGUAUCGAACUAUUUGAAAUUGGAUCAAUUUGAAGGAAUGGAGAGAAAGCUUCUUAUUAAGGUUGGAUUGGGAAGAAAGGUCUUUUAUGAUGCCAAGAGAAAUGUGGAAAUGACAAGUAGUAUUUUGAAUAGAGUUUAUAAUUUUGAAUCGUUCUCCAAGUUGGAUAUUGGUUAUGGAAAGGAUUUAAAAUCUUCAUUUAGAUUGGAAAUGGGAGGAGAUUUUGCAUUGAAUUUGAAAGAAUACUUGUUGAAGAAUAAUUGGAAACACACAGAAACAAUCAAGAGUGCCACAUGUUAUGUGGUGAAAUUAAUGCAAGGAAUUAUGGGAAGUGCUGGUGGUAAGAGAAUGAGUUUCAAAGUAGUUCCCAAUGGAUCAUUGGCUAAAAUUGGAAAAUUAAAGAUUGCACUGGAUAAGCUUUCCUAUCUGGACUUUUGUAACUUGGAGGAGAAUUGCCCAGAUUUGAGAUUGAGAUUUGAAACUGAACAGUAUUCGAGAGAAUCAACCGAUGAAGAAUUCAACAAAUUCAUUUCAGCGCUCAAGUUCAAUGAGAAGGAUCAAGUCGACAUGUCUGGAGUUCCUCAAGAAUUGUUAGAUAUUUUCAGAAUUGACAGUGUUAGAAAUAAGGUUAAGGAAAUAUACUGCUUGAAUGAUUUAAAGAUUACGAUCAAUAAGAUUCUCUCUAACGGUAGAGGGUGGUAUGAAAUUUCCAUGUCUUCAUUACAACCUUACAAUGAAUUAUCAUCUUCUGAGGAUGUUGUAAACGUAUUGAGUACAAUGAGAAGUGUAUUGAAUGGUGUUUGUGGACCAAGAAUACAUUGUCCAAUAAUUUCGAAUAUAGAAAAUGUUAACACCACAACCAAGAAGGAAACAAAAACAUCUGCAAAACCUUCCAAAGAUUCAACACCUUACUGGACUGUUUUAGGUGUAGCUGCUUUCUGCGCUGCUGUGGGAUUUGGAUUGAACAAGUUAAUCCACAAGUAA
Messenger RNA from Naegleria gruberi, 1824 nucleotides. RefSeq lists its product as uncharacterized. The record is from RefSeq and is a predicted model, not a curated record. Gene Ontology annotation, molecular function: RNA binding. The coding region runs from base 1 to 1824 and encodes 607 amino acids. NCBI's taxonomy places the organism in Eukaryota, Heterolobosea, Eutetramitea, Acrasida, Naegleriidae. The transcript has a single exon.